CUCUCUCUCUCUCUCUCUCUUCUCACUCUCGUUGCCUUUGUUUCCGUUCCUUCUCCCAUGGAAGAUGCCUCCGACGACCGCGCAGGCCAUCGCAGGAGCCUGAGAACCAUGGUUGUGGAUGAUAACCCAACGUGCCUUAAGAUCAUCACCACAAUGCUCGCAGCAUUGCAUUUCGUAGGUACUUACUGUUAGUCUAAUCCGUAGGCUUUGCAUGCAUUCAUCCCGUUGCUCGUAGAGGCUUCUUUAUGGAUUUCAAGUCAUCCAUGGGUAUGAAAUGUCUUCAGUUCCACCUCUUCUUUCCUUUGCUUCUUCGUGUGUUGCUCUGCUCUGGCUUCUUGAUCCCUCGUAAGUAACAACUAGUCUCGUUUUCUGCAUGCCCAGCCACAGAACUCGGCUGUUCCAUGCUUCUUGCAUUGUUUUGUGAAGCCGCAUGAGACAUGAUCUAAGAGUAGCUUUUCUUUCUUGGGAACGUGGUUGCUUAACAAAUGAAGCUAUGGUUUCUUGGGGCAGUUCAACCCUUCAAGAGCGCAGCUGAAGCUUUGCUCUCUCUCCGUAAACAGAAGGAAGAAAUCGAUCUAGUCUUAAUCGAGGUCCACGUCGGAGAGACCGGCUCGACUAGUCUUACUAGUUUCAAGCUGAUCGAUCAUGUCGUGAAGGAGACCGACGUUUCUGUCAUCACUAUGUGCGCUGAUGAUGAUCACAACAUUUUGUGCGAGUCGCUCAGACAUGGAGCUUGUUUCCACUUUACCAAGCCUAUGACGCCCGCGGUCAUCGAGGUCAUGCGGCGGAAGGCAAUGCGGGAUGUGAGCCGACCUGGUUCUGCAGAAGGAAAAGGUGUUUCCGCCAGUAAAAGGAAUCUUGGUUUGACUUUCUACGGUGUGGUCGGUCCGAGAAGAUCGAUCCAAAUGGCCGACGAGCUCUGCUAUAUCGAAAUAUCGAGCGGGGAUGAGUCAGGGAAGGGCAGAACCACUGCUGGCAGAGUACAAGGCAGUUGUUCUAAGGAGCAGAGGAUGGGCCGCUUGCUCUGGGACUCUGAUCUCCACCAGAGGUUCUUGACAUCCGUCGAGCUGUUGGGGAAACAUGCUGUCCCGAGAAAGAUACUCGAACUGAUGAACGUUGAUGGACUGACCGUGAAGCAAGUUUCCAGCCACCUUCAGAAACAUCGGAGACGCCAAGAGAAGGCAAAGAAGAGGUCGAAUCUGCCGCGUGAGCUAAUGCCCAAGCCAUGGCAGCUGCAAAGCCAAUCGACAUUUCCGAGGAGGCAAGGCAAGACGAAGUCUUUUCUACCCUCACGCAAGCUGCCGUUGCGGCCUCUGUUACCCAAACUUCCUUCAGCUAUCAAGACACAGCAUCCUUCGGUGCUUUUGGCUCAGAUGGAGGCGAGGAUACCCCAACCACCCCAGCAACGUCCCAUGACGACAGGAGGAAACAAGCACUUGGCUCUCAACCCUAUCCAAAAGAAUCAAGCACGGCGAGGGGGGCACCAAAAGAUCAUGCAGUGUCUCAGCCUGCAACGCAUGUUACCUAACGACACUUGCAUGGGAACUCAGUUUCCGAGUUUUGCCAGCCGGGUAAUAAUCGACUGGAGCUCAUCGUCGACCCACCAGAUUCCGGAGAACGUCGUCCAUUCCUCAGGCAGCAACGAUUCGACGAAGGUUCUUGCCUCAGGUGUCAAUCUUGAGCCGUCCGGAUCGGAUCGGGGCUCAUCGACAGAUCUUCCUGCCGUCGCUGGACUACGACAUGAUAAGUUGCAAGACUACUUCGAUAAUAGCUUAGUUAUCGAGAGAGCUCUGCGUAAGGCCUUCGACGUCUCAAGCGAUGGAGAAGACUCGUCGCCGCCUGAUGCUUAUAUGAGCCUUGCAGAAUUGGUUGGCUUGGACCAAGCGAGAGGUGUUGUAGAAAAGGAUGUCACCAAAGACAAUUCGUGUGUGGAGGAGGGUAUGCUUGACGAGAGGAGCAGAAGUCCAGUGCAGGAGCAUGCACCCCACAGUAUGGACUUCUCUGCCGCUCCUGAUCGGUUCUCUCAGCGAAGACAUGAACCGGAAAGCUGCAGCACGAUGCAAGAAGCUGUAAACAAAGACGAGAGCAUAGCAAGUGAGAAUUCCGGCAGCUUCGACAUCCAAAAAUUCAAUGUGGAUGAAGACCUCACGGCGGAAAUCUUUGAGGAAAUAAACAAAGCUAAAAGGUAGAGCAUCACGGUGACUUCCUAGAGUUGAUCUUUUAAGAAACAAGCUCGUAAAUGCAAUCAGAUCGUCAUCGACUUCUCUAAAUGCAAUCAAAACUGUAUUUUGAUUCCA
Musa acuminata AAA Group (dessert banana) is the source of this 2297-nucleotide messenger RNA. RefSeq names its product two-component response regulator ORR26-like. Gene Ontology annotation, molecular function: DNA-binding transcription factor activity; DNA binding. The record is from RefSeq and is a predicted model, not a curated record. Gene Ontology annotation, cellular component: nucleus. NCBI's taxonomy places the organism in Eukaryota, Viridiplantae, Streptophyta, Magnoliopsida, Zingiberales, Musaceae. Gene Ontology annotation, biological process: phosphorelay signal transduction system; regulation of DNA-templated transcription. The transcript has 5 exons. Bases 486 to 2189 code for a protein of 567 amino acids.